This is a messenger RNA of Sinocyclocheilus rhinocerous, 2672 nucleotides long. Its product is annotated as hemicentin-2-like. NCBI's taxonomy places the organism in Eukaryota, Metazoa, Chordata, Actinopteri, Cypriniformes, Cyprinidae. The transcript has 14 exons. The record is from RefSeq and is a predicted model, not a curated record. Bases 105 to 2597 code for a protein of 830 amino acids.
UGUGCCGUUUUCACACACAGUUCUCCCUCCGUUCAGUGUAGAAGCAUCAGCUUGAGCUCUGAGAGGAUUUCUGUCGUCUUUAACUCUAUUCUCUGGUGGACUGCAUGAAAAUGAUGGAAACAUUAGUGACAUUCCUCCUCACUGGAUCUCUGAUACAAGGUGUUUUUUGUGGCUUUAAUAUCAAUCUGCCGAAGAAAGUAGAAGCUCUGAAUGGAUCCUGUGUUUUCAUCCCCUGCACAUUUGAUAUUGAUCUGAAAUAUAAAGAUGACCUCACUGACAGUGCAAAGAGAUUGUGGUUUAAAGACGAAAGUACAGCUGUGUUUAACUCCAGCAGCCCCAAAAAUGGACCAUUUAAAGGAGAAAUAUUUGGCACCGCUACACAGAAAAACUGCACCACACGCUUCGAUAAUGUUGAUCAGAGUCAUGUUGGGUCAUAUUACUUCAGACUUGAAGCCAAUGAUGCCCCAAAAAACGCAUCAUUGUCAGCGUUUCCCUCCAGCUCAGUGAUGGAGGGCAAUCCAGUGACUCUGAUCUGCAGCAGUGAUGCAAACCCAGCGGUGAACUACACCUGGUACAGAGACGCUGAAAGACCUCUGAAUCCAGUUCAGACCGGACCAAACCUGACCAUCAACAACACCGACCCGACACACAGUGGACGAUACUACUGUACAGCUGAGAACAAACACGGCACACAGAACUCAUCAGUGCUGCUGGACGUCCAAUGUCCAGUGCUAGUACACCUGACCAUCAACAACACCGACCCGACACACAGUGGACGAUACUACUGUACAGCUGGGAACAAACACGGCACACAGAACUCAUCAGUGCUGCUGGAUGUCCAGUAUGCCCCAAAAAACACAUCAUUGUCAGCGUUUCCCUCCAGCUCAGUGAUGGAGGGCGAUCCAGUGACUCUGAUCUGCAGCAAUGCCCCAAAAAACACAUCAUUGUCAGCGUUUCCCUCCAGCUCAGUGAUGGAGGGCGAUCCAGUGACUCUGAUCUGCAGCAGUGAUGCAAACCCAGCGGUGAACUACACCUGGUACAGAGACGCUGAAAGACCUCUGAAUACAGUUCAGACCGGAUCAAACCUGACCAUCAACAACACCGACCCGACACACAGCGGACGAUACUACUGUACAGCUGAGAACAAACACGGCACACAGAAUUCAUCAGUGCUGCUGGACGUCCAGUUUGCACCCAAAAUCUCCAGCUCUUGCAGCCGAAGCAGUGUAAUGGCGUGUGUCUGUGAGGCUCAUGGGAAUCCCUGCCCUACACUAGAGUGGCGUCUGUCCGGACAUGUGCUCGCUAACUCUACAGAAACCUCCAUCAGUGAGGAGACGUUAGGAAGCACAGGAGUGAAGAGCAUCCUGAACAUCCAUCAGUCCCUCACAGACACGGAUGUCCUGCAGUGUUUCAGCACAAACAAACACGGCAGCGGCAGCCAACAGUUUCAGGCCGUCCCACCACCACAAGGCACACUUCUCCCUCCGUUCAGUGUAGAAGCAUUAGCUAGAGCUCUGAGAGGAUUUCUGUCGUCUUCAACUCUAUUCUCUGAUAAGCAUGUCCUGUUUUUUAAAAUCUUUUGUAUUGUUCUGUAUUCUCAUGUAAAAAUCUUGAACUACACCUGGUACAGAGACACUGAAAGACCUCUGAAUCCAGUUCAGACCGGACCAAACCUGACCAUCAACAACACCGACCCGACACACAGCGGACGAUACUACUGUACAGCUGAGAACAAACACGGCACACAGAACUCAUCAGUGCUGCUGGACGUCCAGUUUGCACCCAAAAUCUCCAGCUCUUGCAGCCGAAGCAGUGUAAUGGCGUGUGUCUGUGAGGCUCAUGGGAAUCCCUGCCCUACACUAGAGUGGCGUCUGUCCGGACAUGUGCUCGCUAACUCUACAGAAACCUCCAUCAGUGAGGAGACGUUAGGAAGCACAGGAGUGAAGAGCAUCCUGAACAUCCAUCAGUCCCUCACAGACACGGACGUCCUGCAGUGUUUCAGCACAAACAAACACGGCAGCGGCAGCCAACAGUUUCAGGCCGUCCCACCACCACAACACGUACGUUUCCAUCAUCCGUCGGUGCUGCUCGGAGCUGCUGUCGGUGCGUCAGUGAUGAUGAUCGUGUGCAUCGUGAUGCUCUGCUAUGAACGAAGAAGGAAAGAAAAACCUUCACAAUCCAGACAAGACGACAGAUCUGGACUCAUUCUGACUCAAACAGCCGUUUCUCUGGAUAAUGACAGUGAGAUUGUUUACGCCAAUAAAGGCAUGCUGUCAUCCGCGGCACCGAGUGCACCUGAAUCUCUUCAUUAUUCCUCCAUCGACUUCACAAACGCUGACCCGCCGUCAGGAGAGAUCAGGGGCAUCGCCUCGCUGACCAGUGAAUACGCUGCGGUCCGACAGCGUCCUGCAGGAGCCGCAGACGCAGAGAACAACACCUCAACAAAUGAGACAGAGCCCAAAAAACCAGACAUGACAGCAAAGAUCACGGACACGUCCUCACCGGCAUCAGAAGACGUGAUUUAUGAAAACACGAGCCAUCGCUACAGACCGAAGGAAGUGCUGGUCAGCGCAGAUGAUGCUGAAAAACAAGACUGAACCAAAACCUUUGAAUCUUUGAGCACCGAUUUAAAAGAUCCUUCAUCCAAAAAUAACAAUUACAAACCUACAGAA